CUCUGGCUCUCUGCGAAGUGUAGAGUGAUUACAGUUUUUAAUCUCAAACAGAGGCGGAUUAAGAAAACGAAAGGCAAACAGUGGUGUAAAGGAAGGAUGUGUUCAUCGAGUCAUGCACCCACAAGGAGCAAGAUCACUGAAUGCCCAUGCCAGGAUGCCCAGGAUAGGGUGUAUACAAUUAUUUAUCAUACUUAACUUGAUGAUCUCCGCCGUUCCGGCCAUCAAGUAUGAACCCAACUGGAACUCUCUUGACUCUAGACCUUUACCAGCCUGGUAUGAUGAAGCAAAAGUUGGUGUUAUGGUGCAUUGGGGUGUCUACUCUGUACCAAGUUUUGGUGGACAUGGUGCUAUUCCCGCUGAGUGGUUCUGGUGGUAUUGGAGAGGGGACACUCCUAAGAAACCUAUCCUUGAUUUCAUGAAGGAGAACUACGCCCCAAGCUUUACUUAUGAGGAUUUCGCUAAGAUGUUUACAGCAGAGCUGUUUGAUCCUGAUCAUUGGGCAGAUAUCUUCCAGUCGUCUGGAGCCAAAUAUGUUGUGUUGACCAGUAAACACCACGAAGGUUUCACCAACUGGCCAUCCAAGUAUUCAUGGAAUUGGAACUCAAUGGAUGUUGGACCCAAAAGAGAUCUUGUUGGAGACCUUGCUACGUCAAUCCGUAAUAGGACUGAUCUUCACUUUGGCCUCUACCAUUCCUUAAAGGCGUGGUUUCAUCCUCUCUUUGAAGAAGACAAAAUGAAUAAAUAUCAAACCUCUCAGUACGCUCAGAAAGUAGCCAUACCUGAGUUAUAUGAAAUUGUCAAUAUGUACAAGCCGGAGAUACUAUGGUCCGAUGGUGCAAAUGAGUAUUAUGUUAAACCCAACUACUGGCAUAGCACUGGAUUCCUUGCAUGGCUUUACAACGACAGUCCAGUGAAGAAUGUCGUGGUAACCAAUGAUAGAUGGGGUACCAACACAACCUGUAAACAUGGAGGGUUCUACACAUGUGGUGACCACUUUAAUCCAGGUGUACUACAGAAACAUAAGUGGGAGAAUGCUAUGACAAUAGAUAAGAUGUCUUGGGGUUAUCGUCGAGAUGCUCAAGUCACUGACUACCUAGACAUGGAGGAUCUUACCAGACUUCUUGCAGAAACUGUCAGUUGUGGUGGUAAUCUCUUGGUGAACGUCGGUCCAACCCAUGAUGGUCGUAUUGUUCCAAUAUUUGAAGAGCGUCUGCGUCAGCUGGGUUCUUGGUUGAAGGUGAAUGGUGAGGCCAUCUAUGCAUCCAAGCCAUGGAGGGCACAGAAUGACACCAAGACUCAAGGAAUUUGGUAUACAUCAAAGAAACAAGGAAAUUCAAUUGUGGUAUACGCAAUCCUGUUAGACUGGCCAGACAACAAUAGUCUCUUGCUUGGUGUGCCAAAUACUAGUAGCAAUACAACAGUUACGAUGCUGGGUCACAAGGGGGCACUGCAGUGGAAACCUGGACAAGAUGAUAGAGGAGUUUUUGUGGACUUGCCGAGUUUGAAUACAUCUCAGAUGCCAUGUCGAUGGGCAUGGGUGCUGAAAUUGGACUGUGUUUCUUAGCAAGCAUUAAAAGGAUCAGCCGUCGAUUUCUCCAAACUCUUCCUAACUAAUGAUGAAUCUUAGGACUUAGGACGAGUUAAAUUCCGUA
Asterias rubens (European starfish) is the source of this 1652-nucleotide messenger RNA. Its product is annotated as alpha-L-fucosidase-like. The record is from RefSeq and is a predicted model, not a curated record. Lineage: Eukaryota; Metazoa; Echinodermata; Asteroidea; Forcipulatida; Asteriidae. Bases 113 to 1564 code for a protein of 483 amino acids. Gene Ontology annotation, biological process: fucose metabolic process; glycoside catabolic process. Gene Ontology annotation, molecular function: alpha-L-fucosidase activity. Gene Ontology annotation, cellular component: lysosome. The transcript has 10 exons.